CACAGACAGACCUACAUACCACAGCCCACACUCCAUAAUAAAGAAGAUAUGCCUGGAAAAUUUCUUGUACAGCCUCGCAGAUGAAAACUGCAGGAAGUCCUAACUCCAUUAGAGUUGGAGGGGACCUCUGGAGAUCAUCCAGGCAGGGUCACCCAGAGCAGGUGACACAGGAGUGCGUCAAUGUGGGUCUGGAAUGUCUCCAGAGAGGGAGAGUCCAUGACCUCCCUGGGCAGCCUGUUACCCUCAUUGUAAAGAACUUCUUCCUCAUGUUCUGGUGAAAUUUCUUGUGCUUUAGUUUAUGGCAGUUAACUCCUCAUCCCGUCACUGGGCACAACCGAAGAGUCUGGCACCAUUCUCCUGACACCCACCUUUGAGACAUUUAUGAGAUCCCCUCUCAGUCCUCUGUUCUCUGGGCUAAAUAGGCUAAACACCCCCUUUACUGUGAGGGUGGCGAGGCGCUGGCACACGUCGCCCAGGGAAGCCGUGGAUGACCCGUCGCUGGGAGCGUUCCAGGCCGGGUCGCAUGUGGCUUUGAGUCCCCGGAGCCUCCUCCCUCUCCCCCUCCCUCCGUCCUGCUCUCCCCGCCCGCCCCAGCCGGCGGCAGCUCCGGGCGGCGGCUCCUCCCCCGUGGCCGCCCGGCAGCAUGGCGGCGGCGGUGGAGACCCGCAGAGUCUGCGAGACCGCCGGCUGCAGCAGCGAGGCCAAGCUGCAGUGCCCCACCUGCCUCAAGCUGGGCAUCCAGGGCUCCUACUUCUGCUCCCAGGAAUGCUUUAAGGGAAGCUGGGCCACUCACAAGUUACUACACAAGAAAGCAAAAGAUGAAAAAGCUAAGCGUGAAGUUUCCUCCUGGAGCCUGGAAGGCGAUGUUAACACAAAUCCCUGGUCUGGUUAUCGAUACACUGGGAAACUCAGGCCACACUAUCCACUGACGCCAACAAGACCUGUGCCAAGCUAUAUUCAGAGACCGGAUUAUGCUGAUCACCCACUAGGAAUGUCUGAAUCAGAACAAGCUUUAAAAGGAACCUCUCAAAUAAAAAUACUGUCAUCUGAGGAUAUAGAAGGGAUGCGAGUAGUGUGUAGGCUUGCUAGAGAAGUAUUGGAUGUUGCUGCCAUGAUGGUGAAACCAGGAGUAACCACUGAAGAAAUUGAUCAUGCUGUCCAUUUAGCUUGUAUUGCAAGGAAUUGUUAUCCUUCCCCUUUGAAUUAUUAUAAUUUUCCCAAGUCAUGUUGUACGUCAGUGAAUGAAGUGAUCUGUCAUGGAAUUCCUGAUAGGAGGCCAUUGCAGGAGGGAGAUAUUGUUAAUGUGGACAUCACCGUCUAUCGCAACGGCUACCACGGAGAUCUGAACGAGACCUUUUAUGUGGGAGAGGUGGACGAGGGUGCCAGGAGGCUUGUCCAGACAACCUAUGAGUGCCUAAUGCAAGCCAUCGAUGCAGUAAAACCCGGUGUUCGGUACAGAGAACUGGGGAACAUAAUUCAGAAACAUGCUCAAGCAAAUGGAUUUUCAGUGGUUCGGAGCUACUGUGGGCAUGGAAUCCAUAAACUUUUCCAUACGGCUCCUAACGUGCCCCAUUAUGCCAUGUGUGGCAGAGGAGGAAUGAACAUUGCCUCAGUAGUGGUAGUCUUCGGAAAUGUCCUUGGCACCGUAACAAUUUUUCCAGCAAGACUAAGAAACAAUAUCCACAGAGGCAAAGGAUGGAAGGUGAAGUGCAAGUAGACAACUAAGGGCAGAGUAAACAUCAUGAAGCAGUGAUCAACAGUUCACACUCACUUCAGCUGUAAAGCUGCCCUGAUAAUAGGACACUUAUUUCCUCAGACCUCACAGAUGUCUCCAUCUUCCCAUCUCCUAAUGAGCUUUAACACAUGUUAUGGUUAUAGAAUAUAGUCCAGCGAUUCCUGACUUUCCAUGUCAUCAUUUCCCCAAGUUAUUUUUUCUGACAACAGAGAAAACCUGUUAAUUGCAGGAUAAAAGGGUAUCAAUUCCUGGUAUGUACUUUUUGUUGUGUAAAAUGAAGAAAAUACGGAUUAUUUGGAGUUGGAGAGCUUUUUAUACCAAUUAAAAUCCAAUCCAAGACAAAGGAAAUUUCUGUCUUUC
Messenger RNA from Vidua chalybeata, 2095 nucleotides. RefSeq names its product methionyl aminopeptidase 1 (gene METAP1). Gene Ontology annotation, biological process: proteolysis. Gene Ontology annotation, molecular function: metalloaminopeptidase activity. The transcript has 10 exons. The record is from RefSeq and is a predicted model, not a curated record. Bases 644 to 1717 code for a protein of 357 amino acids. Lineage: Eukaryota; Metazoa; Chordata; Aves; Passeriformes; Viduidae.